CGUUCACAAUCAGAUAAGAUGAUAAGAAGAGUCUCAAUCUUAAAAUUUCAAGGUCAAUGUUCUUUUUUUUUAAUCUAAUGCUCAGUACUCAAGCCUCUAUAUGCGAUGAAGGAGAUAUGAAGAUUGCACUCCCUUCCCAGGGUUUCCUUCUGGCGGGACUUUGACUCUUAUUACUUCUAAUAAGCCCUAAGCCCUUAAACCCCAUUUAAUCGCAUACCAAGCCUAAAAGUAUAAACCAAAAACUUUCAAAUUUCCUCAACCAUAUGUAUUUGUAUUUAUUAAUAAUUAUAACCGCACGUGACGUAGAACAAAACAUCUUUUUUUUGCGGCGUUAUUAAAUAAAUUCUCUGAAGUAUUUACACAAUUGGGCAGAGAAUCCAAAGCUAGCAACAAAGACUAGGCAGCUAAAUUUAUAAUUUAAAUACGUUUCUUUGUGCACAAUGAAUGAAGGAAGGAAUCCAAUGGUAAACAUCUUUCAAGGCCGAUCUAUAGUUAUAAGCUAUAAAACCAGCAUGCUUCAAAUUGCGAGUAAGAGUUAGACAUUGAAAUGCGCUUGACAUUGGCUUUUCUGGUACUGAUCGUACUGAUCGCUGUGGCCACCGAUGCCCAAAGGAGUCAGAGAAGGACCAAUGCCAGGACCUUGGCGAACGUAACAUCACGGCGAUCGAGGACUGGAACGAACCGGGUCAGGACAAGAGCUGGCACAGUGAGCAGACGAUCGUUGAAUGGACGCAAUUCCCGUGGUGUGAUCGUGAUCAAUACUGGAAGCAGCUCCACCAGUAGCACCUCUUCCAGGCCAGCCUCUCGCUGCAGGACAACGACCUGUUCUGCCAACACAAAUGUCUGCGGCAGGUGGGCCAAUACCCGCAGGUGUCGUCGCUUCAGAAACAACUGCCGGCUGGAGGCAACCAACUGCAAUACGAGUGUGUCAAGUUGGAAUAUGGUUAACAUUGGCAACUGUUCGAGCAUUGCUGUCAACACCACUGGCACCUGUGUCAGCACCUUCUCAACAUCCUCCUCUUCAUCGACUUCCUCUUCCACGAGCUCCACGUUGUCCAACAUACUCUCCUCCAUAUUGGGUUCAUCGUCUUCAUCGAAUAUAACUCCAAUUAUUAUACGAAGAGGCUGAAAAAGGAAAAUUCAAUCAAUUCAAUUCAAUUUUGGAAAGCUGAAUACAUACCCUUUGGCAUGGAAUCAAUGAACCGAAUUUUUAUCAUAACUCAAUCAAAAAUGAAUUAAUUUCAAAUCGGAAAGUAUUUUUGUGUUUAAUAG
Messenger RNA from Drosophila serrata, 1272 nucleotides. RefSeq lists its product as uncharacterized. The record is from RefSeq and is a predicted model, not a curated record. Lineage: Eukaryota; Metazoa; Arthropoda; Insecta; Diptera; Drosophilidae.